This is a messenger RNA of Quercus lobata, 495 nucleotides long. RefSeq lists its product as uncharacterized. The transcript has a single exon. NCBI's taxonomy places the organism in Eukaryota, Viridiplantae, Streptophyta, Magnoliopsida, Fagales, Fagaceae. The record is from RefSeq and is a predicted model, not a curated record. The coding region runs from base 1 to 495 and encodes 164 amino acids.
AUGUCUGAAGGGCGUUUGGGAGGCCAAGUCGAGAGCGGAUCGAUAGGAUCUUCUCAAGACUCCACAUGGGGGGAAAGAAGACAGAAAAGGCAUAAGGAUAGGGAGCGUGAGCGUAGAGAAGAAGAAUCUUGCCUAGGGGAGGGGUUAGACCAGACUCAACGAACAAUGUUGGGUGCCUCGGGGCACGGGCAAUGUGAUGAGAGAGACCAAGAGCUGGAACGGCUGUGCAGACUGGUGAGGGAUUUGGAGUUAGAGGCAAGGGGUUGGCGACAGAGAAGGGACCGAGGCAACCAAGAAAGGAGGAAUGAUAGUGCGGGAAAUCGAAGUGAGGAGAGGUCCAGCCAGUCCGGUUCCCGUCAAUGUCAAGAUCGUUCCCUUUCCAGAGAAACACGCCGACGCAGGAACUGCUUACUCUCCCAAGAGUCGCGUCAGCAUCGGAACUGUUCACGUUCACACGGAUAUGAUGACCGUGGUUCGGAUUCCCCGAAGGAAUGA